AUGAAUGAAGCAACAAAUAUUAAGAUUUAUAAACCAGAGAGUAGUACAAGCAGAGAAGAUUCAGUAUCAAAAAACAAACAGAAUGAUGUUGGGCUAUGGGGUGAUUUAAGUAAAGGUGAGAUUUUAUACUGGGUAGAAAAAGGUCCGUCAGAAUCUCAGCACUCACAUGGCUCAUUUACAAAAUCAAGGAAGCUUUUUGCAAACCAAGACAUAUAUUGCUCAAAAGGCUUGUUCUAUCCCAAACGGGCUAAUGGUGAAAAAUAUUGCAGAGAAUGGUUAGUAUAUUCGCCAGCAACUGGUCGUGUAUAUUGUUUCGUGUGUAAACUCUUUUCAAAUUCUUCUACACCAUUAUCAUCCGAUGGAUUUUGUGAUUGGCGUAACACCUAUUUAGUUCAAAGUCAUGAAAACUCUGUAGACCGUAGAACAGCUUCGGUAACAUAUCUUACAAGAAGACGUGGCUCAACAAUUGACUGCCAACUAGCAGAACAGAUAAAUAAUAAACGGCAGUACUGGAAAAAUGGUCUUGAACGAGUUGUGGCAAUCAUAAUUACUAUGGCAGAGCGUGGUUUACCUUUCAGAGGAGAUAAAGAAACAUUUGGUUCUCCUCACAGUGGCAAUUUCCUUGGAUUACUCGAACUUAUAGCAAAAUUUAUUCCUUUUCUAGCAACCCAUAUAAAAAACUUUGGGAAUAAAGGAUCAGGUGUCACAUCUUAUCUUUCUAAAACAAUAUGUGAUGAAUUUAUCCAAAUUAUGGCACAUAAAGUAAGAGACUCAACCUUGGAUAAUUUAAGAACUUCAGGAUAUUUCAGUUUAUCUGUAGAUUCUACUCCAGACCGGUCCCAUAUUGAUCAGCUCACUGUUAUUGUGAGGUAUGUUUCACCAGAUGAUGGGCUCCCUAUCGAACAUUUUCUAACUUUCCUAGAGAUGGGUAGCCACACAGGGGAAAGUAUGGCUAAGAUGGUGCACAACUACCUUACAAAUGAGUGUAAAAUAGAUUUUAGUAAGUGUCGAGGCCAGUCAUAUGAUAAUGCUGUCAAUAUGUCUGGCAAAUACAAGGGUAUACAAGAAAUAAUAUUGAAGAUUAACAAGUAUGCUAUGUAUAUUCCAUGUACUGGUCAUUCCCUGAAUUUUGUUGGUAGAGCAGCAGCUGACUGUUGUUUAGAUGCAGUAAACGUUUUUGGAAUUGUUCAAGAAAUAUAUAAUUUCUUUUCAUCAUCUACACAUAGAUGGGCAGUACUGUUGUCUUUCUUCAAAGAUGAUUCAAUAGUUCCAAAGUCUUUGUCAAAGACUAGAUGGGAAGCACAUUCAAUGGCCACAAGUGCAAUACUUGAUAGUUAUGAUGGAAUAAUUUCUGCAUUGCAUCAGCUGCAUAUUGAUACUACAGAGAAAGGCGAAACAAGAAAUCAAGCCAUAAACAUUUUGAAUAAAAUGGAGGAGUUUGAAUUUAUGGUUAUGUUAUAUUUAUGGAGUUAUUUGCUGGAUGAAUUUCACAAGACUAGUCAAUCACUGCAAGACCCCCAAAUUAGUCUAGAUGUAUGUAGGAAAUCGUAUGCUUCACUUUCGGAUUUUGUUAAAGGUUCCAGGGAUAUGUUCGAUCAUUUUGAAGAAAAAGCAAAGGAAAAUUUGCCUGAUGUUGAUUACAAGAAAAGCAGUUAUAGAAGAAGGCAUAUCAAUAAUGAUGAAGAUGAUGCUUUAGAGAACCUUGGGCCAAGAGACAAGUUCAGAAUUAAAACAUUUAUACCUGUGAUGGACGCAUUAGAGUCAAGUCUGGCACAGAGGGCCUCAAUAUACAAUGAUGCUGCCAAAAAUUUUUCAUUCCUAACAAAAUUAGAAGCUACAGAAGAAGAGAUUCGUGAAGGAGUUAGUGCUUUAUGCCAAACAUAUCCUGAAGAUGUGGACAUGAAUCUUGUAGGAGAAGUCAAGCAUUUUCACCAAUAUGUUAGACAUAGUCAAGCCCAUGGUUCAGCGGAACAUGAUAGUCUGACACAUCAGGAUCUGUAUAGGGUAAUAUUUACCGAUCGUGUCCAAACAGCAUUCCCUAAUGUAGAAGCAAUUUUGAGAUUGUUUCUAUGUAUGAUGGUUGCAAAUUGCUCUGGAGAAAGAUCUUUUUCUCAGCUGAAGAGAAUAAAAAAUGAAUUUAGAACAACAAUGACACAAGAUAAAUUAUGUUCCCUCAGUCUCAUGUGCAUAGAAAGUGACAAACUACGCAGUUUAUCAUUUGAUGAUGUCAUCAGUGACGUUGCUCUGGCAAAGGCAAGAAAGAAAGUAUUUUAG
Messenger RNA from Polypterus senegalus (gray bichir), 2274 nucleotides. Its product is annotated as zinc finger MYM-type protein 1-like. Lineage: Eukaryota; Metazoa; Chordata; Cladistia; Polypteriformes; Polypteridae. The record is from RefSeq and is a predicted model, not a curated record. Gene Ontology annotation, molecular function: protein dimerization activity.